CCUGCUCCUGCUCCUCCUGCUCCUCCUCCUCCUACUCUUCCUCCUGCUCCUCUUUCUGCUCCUCCUCCUCCUGCUCCUGCUCCUCCUGCUCCUCUUCCUGCUCCUCCUCCUCCUGCUCCUGCUCCUCCUGCUCCUCCUCCUCCUACUCUUCCUCCUGCUCCUCCUCCUACUCCUCCUGCUCCUGCUCCUCCUGCUCCUCUUCCUACUCCUCCUCCUCCUGCUCCUCCUACUCUUCCUCCUGCUCCUCUUGCUCCUCCUCCUCCUCCUGCUCCUACUCCUCCUGCUUUUGCUCCUACUCCUCCUCCUAAAUGUCUGUCUUUAUUGUUUGUCUAUCUUCUUAUCCGCGCCCUACUUUUUCAGUUGCUGCUUCUGCUUCACUUGCAAUGAGUAUGCAAAGCAACUUGAAUGA
This is a messenger RNA of Hydatigera taeniaeformis, 409 nucleotides long. The record is from the annotation of a GenBank genome assembly. Lineage: Eukaryota; Metazoa; Platyhelminthes; Cestoda; Cyclophyllidea; Taeniidae.